This is a messenger RNA of Periophthalmus magnuspinnatus, 4758 nucleotides long. RefSeq names its product sorting nexin 13 (gene snx13). Gene Ontology annotation, cellular component: early endosome. Gene Ontology annotation, molecular function: phosphatidylinositol binding. The record is from RefSeq and is a predicted model, not a curated record. Bases 155 to 3058 code for a protein of 967 amino acids. The transcript has 25 exons. Lineage: Eukaryota; Metazoa; Chordata; Actinopteri; Gobiiformes; Gobiidae.
GGGCUCCGCAGACGUAGUUGUUGCAAUCAUGGCGACGCUCCGAAGAGAUCACGGAGAUUGAAAAUACUAGUGCUUUUAAUUCUAAUCCGCCCCUAGCCUCUCUGUAACGAUGUGUUGGGGUUAGCGAGAGCCCCCGAGGCCUAGCGGGAAGACCAUGUUCCCAGAGGCAAGCCUGUCCUUCUGGGGAUGGGGAGGCCUCGGAGUCGUACUCUUCUUUAUCACCUUUGGACCCUUUGCCAUCUUCUACUUGGCUUUUUACUUCCUCUGCUUCAUUGGAGGGGGCUUUGCCGUGAUUCUCCUUUAUGGAAAGAUCAACUCAGAGAAGCACCUGGAGAGCUGUGAACACUCCUAUCUGCCACCCACAGCCACUGGGAUCAUGAUGACACUGGAGGAGAUGAAGCUGGAGCUGAAGACCCCGAAGAUCGACCGCAGACUGACAGGCUCCAGUUUCAUCGACGAGCCUCUGCAGCAGGUGAUUCAGUUUGCUCUGAGGGACUACAUUCAAUACUGGUACUACACUUUGAGUGAGGAUGAGUCCUUCUUGCUGGAGAUUCGGCAAACCCUGCAGAAUGCACUGGUGCAGUUCUCCACACGGUCCAAGGAGGUGGACUGGCAGCCAUACUUCACCACUCGCCUGGUGGAUGAUUUUGCCACUCAUUUACGAGUGUUUGGGAAAGCGCAGGACCGGCUUGCAGAGAGGGAUGACAAACAGGGGGACAUGCUGGAGGAGAUGGUGGACUGGUUCUUUGAAGCUGAGGUCGAAAUGGAGAGGACGGUGUGCAGAGACAUGGUGUGCACAAGCCCCAAAGAUGAAGAGGGUUUCCUGCGUGACCUGUGCGAGUUACUCCUCUACCUACUACUACCUCCUGGAGAUUUUCACAACAAGAAUAUGAGAUACUUCCUGAGAGAGGUCCUGGCCUGUGGAGUCCUCCUCCCUCUCAUUCACCAGCUCAGUGACCCAGAUUACAUCAACCAGUUUGUCAUCUGGAUGAUCCGGGACUCGAGCUGUAACUAUGAAGCCUUUAUGAGCAUACUGAAGCUGAGUGACAGAGUGGCCGAGCUGGAGGCUGUCAAAGACAAGGUUUUGGAGGAACUGCAGUAUCUACGCUCUCUUGACACAGCAGGAGAUGACAUCAAUGUCAUCAAGAACCAGAUCAACAGCCUGCUGUUUGUGAAGAAAGUGUGUGAAAGCCGCAUCCAGAGACUGCAUUCUGGAAAGGAAGUGGAUGCAUUGAAGUUGGCAGCCAACUUUGGAAAGUUAUGUGUCAUCCCUCUGGAUCACAUAUUGGUCCACAACAUAGCACUGCAGUUCUUUAUGGACUUCAUGCAGGCAGCUGGGGCCCAGGCUGAGCUCUUCUUUUGGCUCACGGUGGAAGGCUACAGGGUGACCGCACAGCAGCAGCUGGAGGCCAUGCAGCUGUGGAGUCGAGAUGGGAGAAAGCAGCCUGCCACCACUAAGGGCCUUCUGAAGGCUGCAGCACUGGGUGUCUUUGAGCAGUACCUGUCUGAGAAGGCAUCUCCCAGGGUACAAGUGGAUGAAAUGUCAAUCACCAAACUUGGAGAGAAACUGCAGAAGGAUGAGCCCACUCCAGAGAUCUUUGAUGACAUCCAGAGAAAGGUGUAUGACAUGAUGCUCCGGGAUGACCGUUUCUACCCCUCCUUCAAACAGAGCCCCCUGUAUGUGCGCAUGUUGGCAGAGCUGGAUAUGCUGAAAGAACCCAGCUACAGGGGCUCGGACGACGGGGAGGGAGAGUCUUAUAAUGGCUCACCCACUGGAAGUCUCAACUUGUCUCUGGAUGAACUGUCCAACUCCUGCCAUGAUGAGUCUAUGCAUCUCCACGCCUUCAUCUCAGACACAGUGGCUGAUGCUUUUGUCCCGGGCCUCUGGACUGCCACAGGGGUGUGUAAUGACCAUGGUAAAACCUAUGCGCUGUACGCCAUCACAGUCUUCAGGCGCAAUGUGGACGGCAGUGAGGACUGCUGGAAGACAUACCGCCGCUACUCGGACUUCCACGACUUCCACAUGAGGAUCCUAGAACAGUUUGAAAAUCUAGCAUCCAUUUUAAGACUACCAGGCAAAAAGACCUUCAACAACAUGGACCCAGAAUUCUUGGAAAAGAGAAAAAAAGACCUCAAUGCAUACUUGCAGUUGCUGUUGAACCCAGAGAUGGUGAAGGCCUGUCCUGCUCUCAUUCCUCAUGUGUAUGACUUUCUGGAGAAUAAAGCCUACAGCAAAGGCAAGGGAGAGUUUGCACGCAAGAUUGACACCUUUGUAAACCCUUUGAGAAGCUCCAUGAGAAACGUGUCUAAUGCUGUGAAAGCGCUGCCUGACAGUUUGGCUGAGGGCAUGAACAAAGUGUCAGACAACAUGGGCCGUAUGUCUGAACGACUGGGCCAAGACAUCAAGCAGUCUAUCUUCAAGGUGCCUCCGCUCCUCCCGAAGCCUGAAAUGGACCCAGAGCAUUGCCGCGUGUCUGCACAGCUAGAUGAUAAUGUGGAUGACAACAUCCCAUUGAGAGUCAUGCUGUUGCUCAUGGAUGAGGUGUUUGACCUUAAAGAGAAGAACCAGUGGCUGCGGAGGAACAUCAAGAACCUGCUCCAGCAACUGAUCAGGGCCACCUAUGGAGACACCAUCAACAGGAAAAUAGUGGAUCAUGUCGACUAUAUGACAUCGCCGGAGCAGGUUGCUGACUAUGUGAAGAAGUUCAGAGACUCGUAUUGGCCAAACGGGAUCCUGGCUGAAACCCCUCCACGCAGGGACAAGAAUGUCCAGAUGAGGACCCGAGUGGCAGCCAAAACCAGUCUGCUGGGCAUUAUGCCAGAUGAGCUGAAGCACAUCAUCGGGGCUGACACCACACGGAAAGGCAUCCUGCGGGUCUUUGACAUGUUCCAGUACCAGCCCAUGAAUCGCCGCCUGGUCUAUGUCUUCCUGGAGGGCUUUUUAGAGACCAUGUUUCCCCAGUACAAAUUCCCUGAGCUCUUUGUAAAACUGCACUCCCGCUCACCGCGCAUCCAUAGAUACAGUCAAAAACUGAAGCCCUGCACUCUGAAGAGGUGACAGGAGCAGCCCGCUGUGACCUGACAGGAGCGGCCCAGUGACAGGAGCAGCCCAGUGACAGGGGUGGCCCUCUCUGAGCUCUCACAUGGCGACUGACACACCGGACUUGAAGGUGUGGUGGCUAGAAUGGGCGAUUACAGCACCAAAUUAACAUCAUGGAUUUGUGGAGACAGAUGCUCCAGUUAUGGGGAGGCGAACAGUGCUGCUGCUUUUGCUCCCGGGUGGAGACUCUUUAAAGCCGUAAACGGUUGCAUUUGAGACACUCCUGCCUUACCUUCCUACUCCUGUCCAUGUUCUGAACCUUAGAAGAUUAGAAACCAAAUAUGUCAGUAACACUGAGCAAAGGCUCAGAUGUUUCUGAAGUGUUUUAGGUGAACAUUUGCUGAAGUGUUUAGAGUUUAGAACGUUAGUGUGGAGACUGAGCUCAGAAUGUCCUCUCUGUGAUAGAGAAGUGUGCUUGUGUGUGAUUUCUGCGCGUGUGUGUGCGUCCUUUCUGUGAUAGAGAAGUGUGUGUGAUUUCUGCGCGUGUGUGCGUCCUCUCUGUCAUAGAGAAGUGUGUGUGAUUUCUGCGCGUGUGUGUGUCCUCUCUGUCAUAGAGAGGUGUGUGUGAUUUCUGCGCGUGUGUGCGUCCUCUCUGUCAUAGAGAAGUGUGUGUGAUUUCUGCACGUGUGUGCGUCCUCUGUCAUAGAGAAGUGUGUGUGAUUUCUGCGCAUGUGUGCGUCCUCUCUGUCAUAGAGAAGUGUGUGUGAUUUCUGCACGUGUGUGUGUCUCCUCUCUGUGAUUGAGUGUGCCUGUGUGUGCAUGUGUAUGUCCUCUCUGCCAGUGUAUAUGCAUGUCUGUGUGUAUGCUUUCUGCGAGUGAGAAGUGUGUAUGUGUGCGUGUCUUUCGCUAAUGAGACGUGUGUGUGCUGUUGGGGGGGGGGGGGGGGUCCUUGUGUGAAGAAAACAUCUGAACUUCUAUUUUAAUGACUUUUAUUCAUCUUCACUUUGUGCAAUAUUUUUCUAUAUGGGUGCAUUGCAUGUGCAUUAAAGUAUAUAUUUGAAUAGGACCCCAUUUUCUUAUAGACCUUUUAAAAGUUUUGAAACAAAUACAUUCUAAAUUCCAGAAUUGAGGCAAUAAAUGAUUUGUUUGUUUGUUUAAUAUGAGAUUAGGAGAGACACUUUGUAUUUUAAACUUUUAUCAAAAAUCCAGCGUUGUUGCUUAUUUUUGUUAUUCAAUUAAUCAGUUUUAUGGUUUAUUCUCUUUGCCCCCAUUCUGGAAUUUGUAGUGUUUUGAGGACAUUUUAAAGGGUCUACAAGGUUUUCUGUGACUAUACAACAUUCCUUUGUGUGGCUGAUGUCUCCAGGUGGACCGGCUGCUGCUGUGUGUUCUCCUGUUCCAGCUGUGUGCUCUUUGGCAACAGGGCAGUGCCACUUUGUCAUUAACAGAGAUUGGCAGAUGCCCACGUACUCAAAUCAACCAUGAGCACUUACUGACAACAGUUGUACAUAUCUGUGUACAGUUUGUGUGGGUGUGCCUAAAUGUAUUGUCAAUUCUGUUUUCUUAUUUUUCUUUAACCAAAAAAAGUCCAUGAUGUCACAUCAUUUUAUGUGACUGAAAAUGACUUGUGGGUGUAUUUUUUUUGCCUCAUGCUUUUGAUUACUGUGAGCAGCAGUAUCACACUAAUAAAGUUACUAGUGAGCCGCUGUGUGGCUAAAUCC